Molecule: messenger RNA, 1134 nt
Organism: Naumovozyma castellii
Lineage: Eukaryota; Fungi; Ascomycota; Saccharomycetes; Saccharomycetales; Saccharomycetaceae
Gene: GBP2
Product: single-stranded telomeric DNA-binding/mRNA-binding protein
Exons: 1
Coding region: 1-1134 (377 amino acids)
Source: RefSeq, a predicted model, not a curated record
AUGAGCGAUGAACGUCCGUUGGACACUGGACGUGAUAGUUUCCGCCCAAGAUAUGAAGGGAGAGGGGGCAGAUUUGGUGGAAGAGGGUUUAGAAGUGGUCGUGGAGGAUUCAGAGGCGGACGUGGAUCAUGGGGUGGACGUUCAGAAAGAUUCCACCCAUCAAGAGUUGGACCACCACCAAGAAGAACAUACGAUAGACCAUAUGAAAGUGGUGUCGAAAAACAUCAUGAGAAUGGUAUCUUUAUUGGGAACCUUUCCUUUGAUGCUACUGAAGAGGAUUUAAGGGAUUUUUUUUCACAAGUAGGUGAAGUGGUAAAUGCCGAAGUUAUGUCAUAUAGAGGACGUUCAAAGGGUAUGGGUACAGUAGAAUUUACAAACCCUGCAGAUGCUGAAGAAGCAAUCCGUCAGUACAAUGGUGUUCCAUUUAUGGGCCGUGAUAUCUUUGUGAAGCAAGAUCAACCUCCUCCAGGAUCAAGACAAGAAUUUAAAUCAUCUGAACCAACACAACAAGGAUAUGAAGCAUUUGUGGUCAAUCUUCCAUAUUCAAUUACUUGGCAAAAUCUAAAAGAUAUCUUCAGAGAAUGUGGGGAUGUCAUACGUGCAGAUGUUGAAUUAGAUUACAAUGGGUACUCUAGAGGAUUUGGUUCUGUCAUUUAUGCAAACGAGGAAGAUAUGUUUAAGGCAAUUGAUUCAUUCAAUGGAGCUGAAUUAGAAGGAAGAAUUCUAGAGGUGAGAGAAGGUAAAUUUAAUCACCCAAGAGACACCUUUGAUGAUAGAAGAGACUUUGAUGAUAGAAGAGACUUUGAUGAUGUACCAAAGGAAGAAGAACCAGUUCUACCUCCAGCACAUAACCCUAGUUUUACUGAGGGUGUAAGUGGUGAUGGUGAAAGAAAUAAUACAGUGUACUGUAACAAUUUACCGUUAUCCACAACAGUCCCAGAUCUUUACGAUCUAUUUGGAAGCGUUGGUGAAAUUGCAAUGGCUGAGUUAGUGUAUGAUGAAACCGGAACAUCGACAGGUGCAGCUGUUGUAGAAUAUGCCAGUCAAGAUGCAGCUGAUGUUUGCAUCAACAAACUAAAUGGUUACAAUUAUGGAGGUCGUGACUUGCACAUAACCUACGCAUCCCGUCCAUAA